AUGGCAGGCUGGAUCCAGGCACAGCAACUUCAAGGGGAUGCUCUCCGCCAGAUGCAGGUCCUCUAUGGACAACACUUCCCCAUUGAAGUCCGUCACUAUUUGGCUCAGUGGAUUGAGAGUCAGGCCUGGAAUUCCAUUGACCUGGACAAUCCCCAGGACAGUGUCCAAGCUGCCCAGCUCCUAGAGGGUUUAAUCCAAGAGCUGCAAAAAAAGGCUGAACACCAAGUGGGCGAAGAUGGGUUUUUACUGAAGAUCAAACUAGGCCAUUAUGCAACUCAACUUCAGAGCACAUAUGACCGCUGCCCCAUGGAGUUGGUCCGAUGCAUCCGCCACAUAUUAUAUAAUGAACAGAGGCUGGUCCGAGAAGCUACCAAUUGUAGUUCUCCAGCUGGGAACCUGGCUGAUGCUAUGUCCCAGAAACACCUGCAGAUCAACCAGACCUUUGAGGAGCUGCGACUGGUCACUCAGGACACAGAGAAUGAGCUGAAGAAGCUACAGCAGACUCAGGAGUAUUUCAUCAUCCAGUACCAGGAGAGUCUCAGAAACCAGGCUCAGUUUUCCCAGCUGUCACAGUUGAGUCCCCAGGAACGCUUGACAAGGGAAACAGCACUUCAACAGAAGCAGGUGUCCCUGGAGGCCUGGCUGCAGCGUGAGGCCCAGACUCUCCAGCAGUACCGAGUGGAGCUGGCAGAGAAACACCAGAAGACCCUUCAGCUGCUCAGGAAGCAGCAAACCAUCAUUCUGGAUGAUGAGCUGAUCCAGUGGAAGAGGCGGCAGCAGCUGGCAGGGAAUGGAGGGCCCCCAGAGGGCAGCCUGGAUGUCCUGCAGUCUUGGUGUGAGAAGUUGGCAGAGAUCAUCUGGCAGAAUCGGCAGCAGAUCAGGCGGGCAGAGCAUCUCUGCCAGCAGUUACCCAUUCCUGGACCUGUAGAGGAGAUGUUGACUGAGCUCAAUGCCACCAUCACAGAUAUCAUCUCCGCACUGGUGACCAGCACCUUCAUCAUUGAGAAGCAGCCCCCUCAGGUCCUGAAGACGCAGACCAAGUUUGCAGCUACAGUGCGUCUCCUGGUGGGUGGGAAGUUGAAUGUGCACAUGAACCCCCCUCAAGUGAAGGCCACCAUCAUCAGUGAGCAGCAGGCCAAGUCUUUACUGAAGAAUGAGAACACUCGAAAUGAGUGCAGUGGAGAGAUCUUGAAUAAUUGCUGCGUGAUGGAGUAUCACCAGGCAACGGGCACCCUCAGUGCCCACUUCAGGAAUAUGUCGCUGAAGAGGAUCAAACGGGCUGACAGGCGGGGUGCUGAGUCAGUGACGGAGGAGAAAUUCACAGUCCUGUUCGAGUCUCAGUUCAGCAUUGGGGGAAAUGAGCUUGUGUUUCAAGUUAAGACUCUAUCCCUUCCAGUGGUGGUCAUUGUUCACGGGAGCCAGGACCACAAUGCCACAGCAACGGUGCUAUGGGACAAUGCAUUCGCUGAACCUGGCCGGGUGCCAUUUGCUGUACCUGACAAAGUAUUGUGGCCCCAGCUGUGUGAGGCUCUCAACAUGAAGUUCAAGGCAGAAGUCCAAAGCAACCGAGGCCUGACAAAGGAGAACUUGGUGUUCUUGGCUCAAAAACUGUUCAACAGCAGCAGCAACAACAUGGAAGACUACAACAACAUGGCCAUCUCUUGGUCCCAGUUCAACAGGGAGAACUUACCAGGCUGGAAUUACACAUUCUGGCAGUGGUUUGAUGGGGUGAUGGACGUGCUGAGGAAACAUCACAAGCCCCAUUGGAAUGAUGGGGCUAUCUUGGGUUUCGUGAACAAGCAGCAGGCUCAUGACCUGCUUAUCAACAAACCUGAUGGGACCUUUCUGCUUCGAUUCAGUGACUCUGAAAUUGGAGGGAUCACCAUUGCCUGGAAGUUUGACUCCCCGGAUCGGAACCUAUGGAACCUGAAGCCAUUCACGACAAAGGAUUUCUCCAUCCGAUCCUUGGCUGACCGCCUGGGAGACUUAAAUUAUCUCAUCUAUGUGUUCCCCGACCGACCCAAGGAUGAAGUUUUCUCCAAGUAUUACACUCCUGUACCCUCUCCAUCCAAAUCCAGUAAAGCUGUGGAUGGAUAUGUGAAACCACAGAUCAAGCAGGUGGUCCCAGAGUUCAUCAGUGCAUCUGCAGAUUCUUCAGGGGGCAGUGCCACAUUCAUGGAUCAGGCCCCAUCCCCAGCUGUGUGCUCCCAGUCUCAUUAUAACAUGUAUCCCCAGAACCCUGACUCUGUCCUUGACCCUGAUGAGGAUUUUGACCUGGACGAAACCAUGGACGUAGCGAGACACGUUGAAGAACUCUUAAGCCGACCAAUGGACAGUCAGUGGAUCCCUCACACCCAGUCAUGACUCCCGACCCCUCCAGUCCAUGUCUCAUGGCCCUGCUCCCUCUCCUCACUGGUAGAUGGGUGUUAAAUUCCACUCGUCCUCUGUGUUUGGAGACAAUACUCAUAACUCCAAGUGUUGAUGGUUGCUGGGACUUCAGCAUUUCUGUGUCUGUGAUGCCAGUGAGGUGGGUGGCUUUGCACCCUAGUGGCUUCUUCCCCCUACUGUCUAGUGUUUGCCGGCAUCUUCAGGGCCUUGGGGACCGUCACUCCUUCCUCUUGUCUAAAAGCCAGUCCAUAAGCUUUGAUUGUGGAGAGGGAGAGAAGGGGGUGGGGUAGGAAAUGUUCUCUUUCUCUCCUUUGCCUAAAUAGCAGCUGUGGGUGGGGCAGGAGGGACUGUCUGAGUUCUCUGGGCGUGAGGCAGGACAUAAUUGGCCCAUAUACCAGUUGGGUAGUCUGAGUGGUUCCCCAAAUGUACAUGUGUGUCUACAUGUCCACUUGUCCUGGC
Molecule: messenger RNA, 2847 nt
Organism: Gracilinanus agilis (Agile Gracile Mouse Opossum)
Lineage: Eukaryota; Metazoa; Chordata; Mammalia; Didelphimorphia; Didelphidae
Product: signal transducer and activator of transcription 5A
Exons: 19
Coding region: 1-2364 (787 amino acids)
Biological process (GO): cytokine-mediated signaling pathway; cell surface receptor signaling pathway via JAK-STAT; defense response
Molecular function (GO): RNA polymerase II cis-regulatory region sequence-specific DNA binding; DNA-binding transcription factor activity, RNA polymerase II-specific
Source: RefSeq, a predicted model, not a curated record